ACCCUAAAAGAAAUGUUGGAUAAAUCUGAACUAGAAAUGUACAUCACAGAAGCAGUGGCGACAGUUAACCACAGGUACAAGCUGCAUUACCACAUCACGCCACCAGUCGGCUGGAUGAACGGCCCCAACGGAUUCCUGUUUUACAAAGAAGAAUAUCACCUGUUCUACCAAUAUUACCCCUACGACACCCAGUGGGGUCCUAUGCAUUGGGGUCACGUGGCGAGCACCAAUCUAAUCGACUGGAGACCGCUUCCCACUGCGCUACGGCCCGCAGACGAACAAUGUUUCUCGGGCAGUGCCAUCGAUAACCAAGGCAUCAUGGUCCUCAUGUACACAGCGCAUCAAUCGACGAAAAAUCCACCUUUCUACAAUGAAUCACAAUAUCUGGCGUUCAGUGUUGACGGCGUAGACUUCCACAAGUACAAAGGCAAUCCUAUCGCCAUAAAGCCUCCACCAGGCACUCAAGACUUCAGAGAUCCCAAAGUGUGGCGGCACGGUAUGCACUGGUACGUGGUCCUCGGCAGCAAGACUAGAGACCAAAGGGGCGCGGCGAUACUCUACAGGUCUACAGAUAUGAUUCAUUGGCAAUUCCAAAGCGUCUUGGCUGAGUCCAGCGGAGCCUUGGGCAAUAUGUGGGAGUGGCCCGACUUCUUCGAAAUCAACGGAAAAUUUAUCCUCAUGAUUUCCCCGCGAGGCAUAAUCCCAUCCGGAGACAGAUUCAAAAAUACUUGUCAGACAGGGUACAUUGUUGGCACGUUUAGUUACGCCACAUGUCAAUUCAAACAAGAAGUCGGCUUCCAAGAAUUAGAUUACGGCCACGAUUUUUACGCCACGCAUACAGCUGAGAGAAAUGGCAAAAGAUAUCUGAUUGCAUGGUUUGGGAUGUGGGAGUCUGUCCAUCCUGAAGAUGCCGACGGUUGGGUCGGCGCCAUGACGCUAGUACGCGAACUGGAUUUAGUUGGCAGUCGCAUCUUAAUGAAGCCUGUUGAAGCGAUAACUAGCCUCAGAGAAGAAACUAUUUUAGAAGGUGAAUUUCAUCACAAUGCUUCCAUAGAAUUUGAGAAGACUGGAGAGAUUAUUGUGAACUUGGAUUUGACUGAAAAUAUUGAAUUGGAAAUUACGGGUACUCUCGGUGGCGAUAGACUAUCGGUGCGCUGGAGUCUGGAUGAGGGUAAAAUGGUGGUGGAUAGAAUGGGGGAAAUCAGACAGGUGGGGUGGGAACCGCUCGAUACUGUCAUUUGGAGAAUCUUCUUGGAUACCAGCUCUUUCGAACUGUUUUGCGGUGAAGGUGAAGUAGUGUUUAGUUCCAGGGUUUACCCUCUUGGUGAAUGGCGAGUAUCUAACAGGGGUCCUCAGUCUCUCCAUGUGGUAGCUUACACUCUAAAAAAAAAGCGCAAGGCAAAUUAAGUGACGAACUUGUUUUUUUUGUGAAGACGAUGAACCAACGACAUGCCUAAUUUGUUGUGUUAGUAAUAUUUUUAGUUAUGUAUUA
Helicoverpa armigera (cotton bollworm) is the source of this 1492-nucleotide messenger RNA. Its product is annotated as sucrose-6-phosphate hydrolase. The record is from RefSeq and is a predicted model, not a curated record. NCBI's taxonomy places the organism in Eukaryota, Metazoa, Arthropoda, Insecta, Lepidoptera, Noctuidae. The transcript has a single exon. Gene Ontology annotation, cellular component: cytoplasm. Gene Ontology annotation, molecular function: beta-fructofuranosidase activity. The coding region runs from base 13 to 1407 and encodes 464 amino acids. Gene Ontology annotation, biological process: carbohydrate metabolic process.